Messenger RNA from Camellia sinensis, 2821 nucleotides. The record is from RefSeq and is a predicted model, not a curated record. NCBI's taxonomy places the organism in Eukaryota, Viridiplantae, Streptophyta, Magnoliopsida, Ericales, Theaceae.
UAGAGUACAGUUAUUGUAUGUGCUUUCUUUUAAAUUUCUUGGUAGUUGUGUCACAAAUUCUUGGUUAGCAACAAUAUGGCUUUAUGUAAGAACCAGGAAAUUGAUACCUAGUCUAGACUUCACUUGACCAUGAGCUUAACCAUUCACACCCAAAUUCCAAAAACAAAUCUCAAAUUUCUCAAAUCAAAAAUAUCAUGAGAGCCUUACCCCUUAGUAACAGUCUUCAACAGAGCCUGAGCAUGUUCAUGUUUCUUACCAUGUCCAAAUUGUGUGCUUCUGAUCUGUAGCAUCUCCCCAAACAAAACUAAGAGAGAGAGAGAGAGAGAGAGAGAGAGAGAGAGAAGUUAGCCAAAUGGAUGGUUUAAGCAAACCAAUCAUUGAACAUUGGAAGAAGCUCUGGGAAAUAUGGGAUGUCCGGGUAGUCAUCCUUGUUAGCCUCUUCUUGCAAAUCUUACUAAUCUUCUCUGCGCCUUUGAGAAAGCGAAUGUCAAGUGCUUUUGUAACCACGCCCUUGUGGUGGGCAUACUUGCUUGCAGACAUUACUGCUAACUUUGCAGUGGGACUCAUCUCCAAAAGCCAAUGGAGCACCUCUGGCUCUGAGACUUCUCCAGAUCUUCUGGCAUUUUGGGCACCCUUUCUCUUGGUUCACCUUGGAGGUCCCGACACCAUAACCGCUUUUGCCCUCGAGGAUAAUGAACUGUGGCUCAGGCACUUUCUUGGCCUGGGAUUCCAGUGUUGGGCUGUUAUCUAUGCAUUCGUUCAAUCAUAUCCCUUUAAAGAGCUUUGGCGCCCCACCAUGCUCAUGUUUUUUGCAGGCCUCAUCAAGUACACUGAGCGCACUCGGUCUCUCUAUCUCGCUAGCACGCGUAGAUUCAGAGACUCUCUGCUCACAGCACCUGAUCCUGGGCCUAACUAUGCCAAGCUCAUGGAUGAAUACACUUCAAAGAUCAAAGCAAAACUUCCCACAAGGAUAGAAAUGCUUCCAGAGCCUAAUCGGGUAAUCAAAACUGAAAGUGCUGGAGACAGACGACUUGUCCGAUUUGGAGGUGGUGCGACGUGCUUAUGGAUUUUUUGUAACUUUCAAGGGGCUGAUUGCCGAUCUGAUCUUCAGCUUGCUGAGAACUCAGGCAAUGCUGCUGAAAACAAUGCUGAGAACUCAGGCAAUGCUGCUGAAAACAAUGCUGAGAACUCAGGCAAUGCUGCUGAAAACAAUGCUGAGAACUCAGGCAAUGCUGCUAAUGCUGAGGGUUUCAAUGCUAAGAACUCAGAAAAUGCUGCUCAAAACAAUGCUAAGAACUCAGGCAAUGCUGCUAAUGCUGAGGGUUUCAAUGCUAAGAACUCAGAAAAUGCUGCUCAAAACAAUGCUAAGAACUCAGGCAAUGCUGCUAAUGCUGAGGGUUUCAAUGCUAAGAACUCAGAAAAUGCUGCUCAAAACAAUGCUAAGAACUCAGGCAAUGCUGCUAAUGCUGAGGGUUUCAAUGCUAAGAACUCAGAAAAUGCUGCUCAAAACAAUGCUAAGAACUCAGGCAAUGCUGCUAAUGCUGAGGGUUUCAAUGCUAAGAACUCAGAAAAUGCUGCUCAAAACAAUGCUAAGAACUCAGGCAAUGCUGCUAAUGCUGAGGGUUUCAAUGCUAAGAACUCAGAAAAUGCUGCUCAAAACAAUGCUAAGAACUCAGGCAAUGCUGCUAAUGCUGAGGGUUUCAAUGCUAAGAACUCAGAAAAUGCUGCUCAAAACAAUGCUAAGAACUCAGGCAAUGCUGCUAAUGCUGAGGGUUUCAAUGCUAAGAACUCAGAAAAUGCUGCUCAAAACAAUGCUAAGAACUCAGGCAAUGCUGCUAAUGCUGAGGGUUUCAAUGCUAAGAACUCAGAAAAUGCUGCUCAAAACAAUGCUAAGAACUCAGGCAAUGCUGCUAAUGCUGAGGGUUUCAAUGCUAAGAACUCAGAAAAUGCUGCUCAAAACAAUGCUAAGAACUCAGGCAAUGCUGCUAAUGCUGAGGGUUUCAAUGCUAAGAACUCAGAAAAUGCUGCUCAAAACAAUGCUAAGAACUCAGGCAAUGCUGCUAAUGCUGAGGGUUUCAAUGCUAAGAACUCAGAAAAUGCUGCUCAAAACAAUGCUAAGAACUCAGGCAAUGCUGCUAAUGCUAAGGGUGUCAAUGCUAAGAAGUCAGAAAGUGCUGCUAAAAAGAAGGAUUACCGUGAAUUGUCUAAGCUCCUGUCUAAUUACAUGUUAUACCUUCUAAUCAUGCAGGCAACAAUGAUGUCCACUGUGGCAGGUAUUGGGCAAAUAAGAUUCCGAGACACCUGUGCUGAGGCCAAGAAAUUCUUUCGUGGAAGAAAAAUAAAGAAGGACAAGAAGAAUUUGUGUCUCUACAAGUGCUUCUGUGGCAGUGAAUCGGAACACAAGCAGCAAAAUCAAACCAGCCCAAAAGCCCCCACUGCCCAAGAGCAACGAGGAGAGGAAACGACAUGCUCAUGCUUGAAUAUCUUUUGCUGCUUUAAGAUAUGCUGUUGCAAAGGGGAUUCAGUACCAGAUAAAGUGCAGAAACAUGCCUGCAAUAGUAUCCUUGGUGUUGAUACAGCAGUAAAACCAGUUGCUGUUAAAGGAGAUAGAAGCAAAUCUGUGUUGUUUGAUGCAUCCAUGUUGGCCAAAGAGAUGAAUAAAUUAGGAGAGGAAAAAAAAUGGGAGAUAAUGAGCAAAGUUUGGGUCGAAUUGCUGUCCUAUGCAGCGUGUCGUUGCAGAGCCAUUACCCAUGCCUCACAACUCAGCAAAGGUGGGCAGCUCAUCACUUUGGUUUGGCUGUUGAUGGCUCAUUUUGGGUAA